AUGCUACUGAAUACACGGCUUUCGCCAACACUUGUUGGCAUAUGUGAUUUUAAUGCGUUAAAAUUACGUGAUCAUAAUACUAAUAUUAAUACAAGAAAUUAUCUUUCAUCUAAAACACCUCCGCCUGUAUCUUAUCGCGAUUUACGUACAGUUGUUACAAAUCGAAUUCCAUCAAAUAUUGUUAUUUUAUCGAAAAGAUCUUCUUCUCCGUUAUCAUCGACUACAUCGAUAUUGCAACAACGAAAAACUGAUUAUGAAAAAAAACAAAAGCAACCAGGUUUCGACGUUUAUCGAUCUCUAGUUCGAUCUAUAUCACAUUGUUCAAUAGCUGCUGAACGAGAUAUAUCAAAUGAUGAAAUGAAUCGUUUGGCAAAUUCAGUUACCAUUGAUCGAGUACCUUUGUUACCAAGUACUGACUUUUUCUAUCCACAUAAUUUAUCGAAACUUUCAAAACAUGAUACUAAUUCUAAUCAUAAACGAAAAUCAUGUAGUAAAAAACAGAUCAACAAUGAAUCAUUGGCAUCAUCCUGUUGUGAACCCGUUGAAUCUGUGCAACCAGUGUCACCAGAUAUGCUUGAUCGAAUAACAACAACUACUAAUCGCCAUGAUGAUGAAAAUAGUGAUCGAAUGAGUACAACAACAAUGCAAAAUAUGUUGACAUGUACACCGAGAGCUUGCAUCCGUAAACAAUUACAUGUUUAUGUACCACAAAUAUCUUUCUAG
Messenger RNA from Rotaria socialis, 723 nucleotides. The record is from the annotation of a GenBank genome assembly. NCBI's taxonomy places the organism in Eukaryota, Metazoa, Rotifera, Eurotatoria, Philodinida, Philodinidae.